Messenger RNA from Aspergillus wentii DTO 134E9, 369 nucleotides. RefSeq lists its product as uncharacterized. The record is from RefSeq and is a predicted model, not a curated record. NCBI's taxonomy places the organism in Eukaryota, Fungi, Ascomycota, Eurotiomycetes, Eurotiales, Aspergillaceae. Bases 1 to 369 code for a protein of 122 amino acids. Gene Ontology annotation, cellular component: membrane. The transcript has a single exon. Gene Ontology annotation, molecular function: transmembrane transporter activity.
AUGGUCAUCUCCUCCUCCGCCACCGCCGGCCGCUACACAGGCAUGUUCCUCAUGUGCGCCGGCUCCUACGCGGCGUUCAACGUCGUCCAGGCCUGGAUCGCAAGUACCAUUCCGCGAACCCGCACAAAGCGAGCCAUCGUGUACGCGCUCGUCAAUCUGUUCGGCAACUCGUCGAAUAUCUAUGGCUCGUAUUUCUUUCCCACCAGUGACGCGCCGCAGUAUCGGUCUGGGGGGAUCAUUCUGUCGUCAUUCGCCGCGGGGGGUGUCGUCAUGUCGUUGAUAUUGGCAGCAUAUCUACAUUAUCUGAAUAAGAAAGCUACAAAGGAGGAAGAGACAGAUGGCCGGAUGAGAUAUAAGUAUAUUUGGUAG